Messenger RNA from Odocoileus virginianus texanus, 3128 nucleotides. The record is from RefSeq and is a predicted model, not a curated record. Lineage: Eukaryota; Metazoa; Chordata; Mammalia; Artiodactyla; Cervidae.
GGGGCUCUCUGAGGGUCUGUGUUUCUCCUUGGGGAUCUCUGUCUGUAUUUGGGUUUCUGUUUCUCUCUGCGUCUCUGGUUCUAACAGCCUCCGUCACUCAGCAGGUCUGUAUUUCUUCUUUGAUUUCCCUUUGUGAGUUUCUGUCCCUCUGUGCGAGUCUCUCUCGUUAUGAGUCUCUGUGUUUUUCCACUGACUUCAGUUUUUAUGCGGGUCUUAGAGUCCGUUGACCUUUCUCAGUUUAUCUCUUUGUCUGUCCCUGGUUUCAGAAGGUCUGUAUUUCGUUUCUCUGGCCUCUGCCUCUCCCAUCACAUGCCUGUAGACUCAGACCCUACACUUGUGCUUCCCCAUUCUUUGCUGACCCCCGAGAAGAAUACACCAGACAGAAGCUCUGUGCUCUGCCUUGCUGCCCACUGCCUGACUGGGACUGAGUUCUCCUCAGACUUAGCAUUAGUUCAUUUCCGGUGCAGCUGUACUUGAAUGUGGCCUGCCCCGUGUGUUAGGUGUGGGGUUGACCCAGACCUUAGUUAGUGGUUGUCACUAAAGCAGAAUGGGGAUGAGCUGUUUGGUCAUUAAGAUUGGAAGGGACACCCAGACUUCAAUCUUGAGGUGUACCCUCAAGUCUUCUCAGAACACAUGGUAGUGGUUCUACACCUGGUGAAUGACACCUCUUUCCAUGUAUGUCUGUUAAGUUUGCCCAAAGGUGCCCAAAGACUUUGGAAUAUAGCUAGCACAACUCUUUUAUUUUUGGGAAUUUUUCAGACUUGGUGUUGAAGUAAGAAGACAGGAAUAUAGUAGAAAGCCUAGACUGUGGAUUUAGGCCUGGACCAGAAUCCUCUUUAAUAGCCUUGUGACCAGAGCCAACUUAAUCUUCCUCCUCAGCUCUUUCAUCUCUGAAACAGGGAUCAUCAUAUCUAUUCUGCAGGUCUAUAUGAAGAUAUAAAGGAGAUCACACAUAUAUAAAAGUCUUGACACUAUGCUUGGCACAGAGAAGGUGCCAGUUAUCUUCCAGUUACUUUUGCAGUUUGGAGGUGCUGUAAUCAGAGCAGCUGAGUAUUCAAACCUGUCACUAAGGUUUGUGUGAGGGAAGAAAGGAAAGGUUAUGGAGAAUUUCCAUUUCCUAAUUUCUUCCUAAGAAUUUUAGGAAGACAGCCAUAUUCCACAAAACUUUACCGGUAUCACUUCAUGCUUUUGACACAGGGGUACAAAUAUCCAUGCAACAGAUGCAUACUGAGGUAGCAAUUAAGAGUGUUGGCUCUGGAAGCAGCCUGUCUGGGUUUGAAUCACCCUCUUAUUAGCCUUUGACACAUAUUGAUGAAGGAGACAAAACCUCAUCUGCUCUGCCUCUCCACUGCCAGAAACAGGGUGCCCUGGGCCUGGUAGCUGCUGAGACUGCAGAUCUGGAACUUGCCACCAGGUGUCACCAGGAGCAAUUGUCAGUGUUCACUGUCCUGAGGAAUUGGGAUUCAGUUCUGAAUUCAGUUGUUCAGUGAUUUGGGCCCUUGCAGCACCGGAAGAGAGUGUCUGUGGGAAUGUGAUCCUAGUAGGAAGGGAAAGCUGGACCGAGGGGACAGAAGGUGAAAGUGCAUGGAGUGCCCAAUCCAUGCCACACCCCUGGAUAAUGGUCACUGCUUCUUCUCCCGAAGGUCCAGGUUGAUUCCCAGUGGCCUCCCCCGGAAAUGUUCCGUCUUCCACCUCUUUGUUGGCUGUCUCUUACUGGGCUUCCUCUCCCUGCUCUGGCUGCAGCUCAGCUGCUCUGGGGACGUAGCCUGGGCAGCCAGGGGACAAGGACAGGAGGCCCCAGGCCCAUCCCGGGCCUGCCCACCAGAGCCGCCUCGCGAGCACUGGGAAGAGGAUGAGUCGUGGGGCCCCCACCGCCUGGCAGUGCUGGUGCCCUUUCGAGAGCGCUUUGAGGAGCUCCUGGUCUUUGUGCCCCACAUGCACCACUUCCUGAGCAAGAAGAAGAUCCAGCACCACAUCUAUGUGCUCAACCAGGUGGAUCAUUUCAGGUUCAACCGGGCAGCACUCAUCAACGCGGGCUUCCUGGAAAGCGGCAACAGCACAGACUACAUUGCCAUGCACGACGUGGACCUGCUCCCUCUCAAUGAGGAACUGGACUAUGGCUUCCCAGAGGCUGGGCCCUUCCACGUGGCCUCCCCGGAGCUCCACCCACUCUACCACUACAAGACCUACGUUGGUGGCAUCCUGCUGCUUUCGAAGCAGCACUACCAGCUGUGCAACGGGAUGUCCAACCGCUUCUGGGGCUGGGGCCGAGAAGACGAUGAGUUCUACCGGCGCAUCAAAGGAGCUGGGCUCCAGCUUUUCCGCCCUUCGGGUAUCACAACUGGGUACAAGACAUUCCGCCACCUGCACGACCCAGCCUGGAGGAAGAGAGACCAGAAGCGCAUUGCGGCUCAAAAACAGGAGCAGUUCAAGGUGGACCGGGAGGGAGGCCUGAGCACUGUGAAGUACCGCGUGGAUUCCCGUACAGCCCUGUCUGUGGGCGGGGCCCCCUGCACUGUGCUCAACAUCCUGUUGGACUGUGACAAGGCCGCCACUCCAUGGUGCACGUUCAGCUGAGUUGGCUGGACAGUAAGGAGGCUUGUGCCUAUAGGCCACACUGCUACUCAAACCCAGGACAAAGCCUUGGCCCAGGCCCAGCUCCAGUAGGACAUGGAGUGGCCUGAAGCAGUGGCCAGCCAGCCACAUGUUUGCAGCAACCUGGCUCCCAAAGGCAGGCUUGAGCCAGGACAGGACACACACAGGGUGUCUGGGAUGCUACCAGCAAUAAACAGUGAUGGAGAGAGGCUGGGACAUGGCUCCCAACUGGGACUCUCCACCCUGCCUUACUGCUUGCCCUGCCCUGCCCUACCCUCUUUUGUGUGCUGAGAUCUGCAAGUUCCUCCCUUUGGACUGCCUCAUGCAGAGAUACAGUUUAGAAGCCAGGCCACUGAUGUGGGUGGCCAGGGCCAUCAGGAGGGUUAAAACUGCAGAGACCAGUGUGCAAGCCCUACAGAGGGAGCAGCUGAGACCAGCUCUGGCUGGUUGUCACCAUGCAGGAGUGUGGGCUUAGUGUUGCCAGAUCUUCUGAUUUUUCAAAAGAAACUAGAAUUCUGGAUUCUUGAGUGAAA